AUGUCAAUUCAGUUAAGCGAGGCCAAUGUUUUUCCUAUAGAUUAUAGGGGACGCUUGACUGAAGGGAUCACUUAUGAUUAUAGGAACAAUUCCUUGUUAUGGAUUGAUAUUAUUGUUGGAGAGUUGCACCGAGUUCUGCUUGAUGAUUUGAAUAAGCACGAGGUAUUGAAAUGGUCAACCAAAGGAGAGUCAAUUGGGUUUAUAGCGUUGACCAAAAAUGAGGAUAUUUAUUUAGUUUGCGCGAAAUCGGGUUUGGCCAAGGGGAAUUUCAAGACUGGUAGUAUUGAAUAUUUUUUCAAGUAUCCACUUGACGAAAAAGAGCAAUUGAGGUUGAGAUCAAACGAUGGGUUGAUUGAUCCCUGGGGAAACUUGUGGAUCGGAUUAAUGACUGAUUUCCCCAUUACCGAAAAGGAAGGUGGUGUUCAACCCGAAGGGAAAUUGCUCAGAAUAUCUCCAGAUUUGAAAGUUGAAGUUAUGAUGGAAAAUACAAAGAUUUCCAAUGGAUUGGCUUUUUGUUCAAAGGGAAGAAAGUUUUAUUGGACAGAUUCAUUAAACUAUACGAUAUGGAAAUUUGAUUAUGAUCAUGAAACAAAUACUUUGAGCAAUAAGACUCCUUUUGUUGAAACCAAAAAGAUAUAUGCUGAUGUGGAAAGUCCCGAACCCGAUGGAAUGGUGCGUACUGAAAAUGGACAUAUAUACUCUGCUAUUUUCAACACAUCUACGAUAUUGCAUGUCGACAAAGAAGGAAAUUUGGUAGAAAAGAUCCAUGUUCCGGCAGAGAGAUGUACUUGCGUAACUCUUGGAGGUAAAGAUGGCAGUGACAUGUUUAUCAGCACUGGAAAUUUAAAAUUGGAUGAUUUUAGUAUUGAUAUUGACCCCGGUAACUUCUUUGGUGAUUUAGGCGGGUUCAUUUUUAAAUUCAAGUCGGAUAAGGACCUUAAAGGUCAAAGGAAGAAUAUUUGGGGUGGUGACGUAUAG
Lodderomyces oxycetoniae is the source of this 978-nucleotide messenger RNA. It is a transcript of the gene CGR1, whose product is annotated as Cgr1p. The record is from RefSeq and is a predicted model, not a curated record. NCBI's taxonomy places the organism in Eukaryota, Fungi, Ascomycota, Pichiomycetes, Serinales, Debaryomycetaceae. The transcript has a single exon. Gene Ontology annotation, biological process: L-ascorbic acid biosynthetic process. Gene Ontology annotation, molecular function: calcium ion binding; gluconolactonase activity. The coding region runs from base 1 to 978 and encodes 325 amino acids.